Aspergillus campestris IBT 28561 is the source of this 752-nucleotide messenger RNA. RefSeq lists its product as uncharacterized. The record is from RefSeq and is a predicted model, not a curated record. Bases 176 to 442 code for a protein of 88 amino acids. The transcript is spliced from 4 exons. Lineage: Eukaryota; Fungi; Ascomycota; Eurotiomycetes; Eurotiales; Aspergillaceae.
UCGACAACCUCCACUAUCCACCCAGUUUCCUCUCCACAUCUCCUCCAUCAACCUCCCAUCUCGCACUCUUUUGAUCUAUAUUUCUACUCCGCCUAAUCAGAAUCCUACCCUACCGGCUUUCCGCGGAUCCACUCCACGCUCGUAUCACCCGCGCACCCGCUAUCGCAUCGACACCAUGAAGCCCGUUGUCUCCCUGUUAAACGCUUGGUCCUGCGUGGUCAUCUCCCUCUUCGCCAUUGUCAUCCUCUCCGUCCUCGGAUCGCUAUACCAGAACGAUCACCACGGAUUCACCGGCUCGGAAGGCGAGCCUGAAGACGGCGGCGCAGUCGCCGCCUCGAUCUUUACCGCCGUUUUCAUCUACAUCGCCUUCUUCGUAUUCUGUGCUUUCCAGGCUUAUCUGCACGUGAGGGCUCGCAGGGGAGGCUCCAUAUCGUUGAACUAGAUCGCUAGAGCUUGUCGUUCGUUUGUUACACUUUCCUUUGCUUUUCACCAUGGGCUAUAUUGUCCAUUCCCAACCGACUUUAUCAAUCCUAUCUAUGUGGUGAGAAUCGUGGGUUGAUUGCGCUGUUCUGCUGGCUAGACUCGCGACGUCUUGAGUCGCGCUGUUGUUGAGCGAGUCGUCUGUUGACUCUGACUUCGGACCUCACACAGUACCCUCCUUGUCGCUGUUCUGGCGUUAUACUUACUGGGCUGGAGGAUCCGUGAGAUGUAUAUACCUAGUCUAUCAGUUAACAUAGACAUUGUUUCUUUAU